UCCCUAUAAUGAGCUUAUAAAAUGCUAAAGCAUGGAAUAAUAAAGAUGGAGCGACGAACUCUGAGAGAGGUAAACAAACCUUAAUGUAUCAUUGUUUAUUCUUUAUACUAUGUUUGUACAUCUGCAUACUUGUCAAUAUUCUAUAAUACAAAUCAUAUCUCAAUGUAUUAAAACUAAUAGUACUAAUCUUAAUCAUUUAUUAUAAAGUAUGCAUAAUUAACAGGUUUAUUAUUCAUAAGUAAAAAUAGAAGAUAGUAAUGUACAAUAAGUGCUGUAGUUUCUUGUAUUGAAGCGAGCUAAAAUAAUAAGUGUGUGUUUGUUGUCAAUUAUUAUCAAGAUAAUGGAAUGGCCUCAAGCAACCGGUCAUUCAUUAGGAUCACUUGAUUAUGAUACCGAUAUUCAUCAUGACCAAUCUCAUACAAGUAAAGAUCUUUGUAGUGGAAUGACAUCAGCGACGAUGAACAUUCAGAACAAUGUGUUGAAUAUGGAUAUAUUUGAUGAAAAGUUUAGGUUAUCAAACAUUUUUACAACACCUCCAGAUCAGCCUGAAAAUACAUCAUUGAAAAUGUCUGGUGCUAAUAAAGUAUUCAAAAGAUCAUCAACAUUAAUACUGGAAGAUAGCGAUGAAUAUCAGAUGAGUAUGAGCUGUAACAAUUUAUUGAAUUCGAGUGACGAUCCAGACCCAAAUACAUCUACUCCUGAACGUGAAAAACAAUCAGAUAGAUACAAAAUUCUGCGACCGCCCAAGUUAACAAUUAAUGAGUCAAUUGACGAAGAUACUGGCAUCUUUGACACAGUUCAAUGCAGUCCAGUAAAAUCUCCAUUCCCGUCUGAUUCACCUAAUAAUUCAUCGUUGGGCUUAGAUGAUACUCUUCUUGCAUCUUCAUUUGAGUCUCCACCUAGACCUGCUUUAUUUAAUCAACGAGAAAAAAAGUUGAUGAAUUUACUUGGGCGUUUUGGCCUUAGUCAUUUUGCUCUGCUGUUUAUUGAACAAGAAGUAGAUGUGGAUUUAUUCUUAACACUUACUAAUAAUGAUCUUAAGGAAAUUGGAAUACAAAGAAAAACUGAUCGUAAUAUUAUAUUAUCUGUCAUUCAAGAAUGUAACAAACGUUUAUACUAAAUUUUUUACUUUUGUUAAAACAGAGUUAGACUGAGUCUUUGAUUUUUUUUUUU
Molecule: messenger RNA, 1173 nt
Organism: Cotesia glomerata
Lineage: Eukaryota; Metazoa; Arthropoda; Insecta; Hymenoptera; Braconidae
Product: protein bicaudal C homolog 1-A-like
Exons: 4
Coding region: 341-1120 (259 amino acids)
Molecular function (GO): protein binding
Source: RefSeq, a predicted model, not a curated record